This is a messenger RNA of Helianthus annuus (common sunflower), 1212 nucleotides long. RefSeq names its product translin-associated protein X. NCBI's taxonomy places the organism in Eukaryota, Viridiplantae, Streptophyta, Magnoliopsida, Asterales, Asteraceae. The coding region runs from base 22 to 963 and encodes 313 amino acids. The record is from RefSeq and is a predicted model, not a curated record. The transcript is spliced from 7 exons. Gene Ontology annotation, molecular function: RNA binding; sequence-specific DNA binding; RNA endonuclease activity. Gene Ontology annotation, cellular component: cytoplasm; nucleus.
AAAAAAAAACCUCUUACAUACAUGUACAAUGUACAGGAGUUAAAAUUAUUCCAUUUCAUACCUAGUUGGUACUGCCAGAUGUUGCAUAAUUGGGCGUCCCUACAGAGGCACAUCCAUCUGAUGGCUCCCAAAUCUCACCGCAUCCGCCAACUUGCAGCAGCAGAAGCAACAAUGCAAGGCACCAGUAAGAAACCUAGGUCAAUUUCAACUGAAGCACCAGCAGCAGCAGAUACACCUUCGUCUUCAAUGAAGCAUUCUUUCUCCAAAUAUGCUGAAUAUCUUAAUCAAUUAAAUGACAAGAGGGAACGAGUAGUGAAAGCAAGUCGCGACAUCACUAUGAAUAGCAAAAAAGUGAUAUUUCAGGUUCACAGAAUCAGCAAAAAUAACAAAGAUGAGGUGUUGGAAAAAGCUGAAAAAGAUCUUUCAGCUGUUAAAGAUCAUUAUAUAGCCCGAUUAGUUAAUGAAUUACAAGGAACCGAUUUUUGGAAGCUAAGACGUGCAUACUCUCCCGGGAUUCAAGAAUAUGUCGAAGCUGCAACAUUAUGUAAAUUCUGCACUACCGGUACCCUGUUGAAUCUUGAUGAGAUAAAUGCAAUGUUGUUACCACUGAGCGAUCCGUCUCGUGAGCCUUUGCAAAUUAAUAUACUUGAUUAUAUAUUGGGGCUUGCUGACUUAACUGGUGAGUUGAUGAGGUUGGCGAUUGGGCGAAUAUCAGAUGGUGAACUUGAAUAUGCUGAAAAGAUAUGCAGAUUUGUGCGUGAAAUCUACCGAGAACUUACACUCGUGGCUCCAAAAAUGGAUGAUAGUUCAGAUAUGAAAACGAAAAUGGAUGUGAUGCUUCAGAGUGUAAUGAAAAUUGAAAACGCUUGCUUUAGCGUUCAUGUGCGAGGAUCAGAGUAUAUCCCGCUAAUUGGAUCGGAUGAUGCAAGUUACACCUUGUUGGGAGUGCCCAACUUUGAAUAAUGUAGCGACUUCUUUUUUUCUUUUUGUAUCUGGCCUUAACCGAUGUGAAUGAUUUCUUCGGCCUUAAUCAAUGGCAGGAUGAUGUAUCGUGUAUAUCUCCUUCCAGUAUAACAAUGGCAGCAGGGUUACAUGAGUCUAUGUUUUAAGGUUUAAACCAUGUAUCUUAACUUAAACAUGUUAAUGGUGUUCUGAUGAUGAUUACUUUUGGUUAAUGUCUAUGGUGAAUGCUGUUCUUCAGCAGAUAUGCUA